GGUGGGUUGGGUGUGUGUGUGGGGGGGGGAGGGGCGGCUCAGGGCGCACGCGCCGUGAAGUGCAGCAGCGGCGGCGGGCAGCAGCAGAAGAGAGCGGCGAAACAGCGAGCGGUAGUCAGUCAGUCAGUGAGAGACACACACACACACACACACGAAGCAGCAACAGCAGCGACGACAGAGGCCGCCGCCAUGAACAACCAGGGCGGCGACGAGAUCGGGAAAUUGUUUGUGGGUGGUCUUGACUGGAACACUUCACAGGAGACCCUCCGUGACUACUUUUCCCAGUAUGGAGAGGUAGUCGAUUGUGUGAUCAUGAAAGAUAAGAUGACGAAUCAGUCUCGAGGUUUUGGGUUCGUGAAGUUUAAGGAUCCAAACUGUGUGGGUACAGUGCUAAGCAGCAGACCCCAUAACCUUGAUGGAAGAACAAUUGAUCCAAAGCCGUGUACACCUCGUUCCAUGCAGCAGGAAAAACCAAAACCAAAGGAAGGUGGUGGAUGGGGAAAAGGGCCACAAAAUCAGAGCAGCAAUAAAUCAAAGAAGGUAUUUGUUGGUGGAAUUCCUCACAACUGCAGCGAGACAGAGCUCAGGGAUUACUUCAAAAGGUUUGGAGUGGUCUCUGAAGUGGUAAUGAUCUAUGAUGCAGAGAAGCAGAGGCCGCGAGGUUUUGGAUUUAUUACUUUCGAGGACGAGCAAUCAGUGGACCAGGCUGUCAACAUGCAUUAUCACGACAUCAUGGGCAAAAAAGUGGAAGUGAAGCGUGCGGAGCCUCGUGACAGUAAAGGUCCAGGGUCUGGCCAGCCGGGAGCAGGACAGUGGGGCAGGAGCAUGCCAAACGCAGCCAAUGGCUGGGGAGGGCAGCCCUCACAAGGCUGGCAGCAGCAGGGUUAUGGUAGCCCGCAAGGUAUGUGGAUGGCCACAGGUCAGCCAAUGGCUUUGUUCCUUGGGUUUCCAGGUGGUUAUGGACCUCCCCCUCCAGGUGGGCGGGGCGCCCCUCCCCCGCCUCCGCACUUUAAUCCAUACGUAGUUCCACAGCCACCUCCAGGAGGAUUCGCACCGCCUCAGGGAUACGGACAGGGUUACGGUGGUCCUCCGCAAUAUGGCUAUGGAGGAUUUGGCGCACCUCCGGCUGACCAGUUUGGCCCUCCUGGAGUUCCAGCACCCCCUGCCACACCAGGAGCAGGACAGAUGGGCUACCCAGCCGCCGCACAGACCCCUCAGGACAUGAGCAAGCCACCUGCUGGACAGCCCGAAUUCCCUGGGUACAGCCAGUAUGGCAUGGGUAACUAUCCUCAGGAUCCUUCAGGCUACGGACCCACGCGUCCUUCUCAGGCUGAGCAGGGAUAUAGUGCAGCAGGUUACGGGCAGGACAUGAGUGGUUUUGGCCAAGCCCCCGGUUUCUCGGAUCCAAACCAACCAGCUCCCUCAUAUGGAGGACCUUCGACACCAGUGCCCCCCGGGGCCCCACCGUCAGCGCCGGGCGCCUUUGCCCGCGGGCAGAACCACAAUGUUCAGGGGUUUCAUCCUUACAGGCGUUAAAAAAAACCACGGCAGGGAAAAAAAUAAAAAUAAAGGAGUAUAUUCUGGUGUAAACUUGGCCAGAAAUUCCUUAAUUUUGUGACUCUUUUGUGACAAUCACUUGAUUAAAUAACAAAAACCACAAAAAAAUUUUAACAGGAGUUUGAAGGAAACGCUCUGGGUUUUCGGACCGAAUUUAUCCUCUUCACGAGUGACAGGGUUUUAGGAAAACAUGUUCUGCUGUACCAUAAAACUGGUUUCUUUUUUCUUUUUUUUUGGAUUUGUUCCUUACUCUCUGAGCCUUUGUUUUACCCUCAUAUACUACUUUUAUGUUAAAUAAAAUUGAAACAUUUGAACAGGCGUUGGAAUUUUUAAGAGAAAUUUUGUACUAUUUACAUCUGACUUAUUUUUUAAUUUAAGAUGUAGAUUUCCCUUAUAAGAAUGGCUGUAGAAUAAACUGCAAAUUAAAGACAGAUGACCCCUGGUUUAAAUAAAGAGCACAUUUCGUUUAAGUGACUUAGUUUCUGAUUUCUGAUUAGUGAAUCAUAAAUGAGAAAAUAAUACCUCCAGCUUCUUGCUCAGUUCUGGCAGCUGAGCUCAGUUUUAAAGUGACUCCAGCAGAAGGUGAAGUCAGAUUAAGCCAGCACUGUGCAUGCAAACGAAUUGCAAUGUUUCAAUUCAGCAUUGUCCAGAAUAUUUUUGUCCCCUCAUCUCUCCUAAUCAUCAUUUGGUAUGAUUUCCACGGUCCUCAACCAUCUUCCAAUAACUUGCCCUACAGUGCAUUAGUCAUUUACUGUGUUAGGAGUAUUCCACUGGGGUGUGUAUCAAUUAUCCUCACCUGACGUACGCCUGCAUGGGAGAGGUUACCGGCUUUCAUUUUGGGGUGGGGGGAAAAAUAGGGAGGAUUCAUCUCUAUUGUCCAAUGUUGCUGAGGCCAAUUAUAAGCCUAGUUUUAGCACAAACCAGGAGUUUAACCUGGAACCUUCAGGGUUUGCUCAGCUAUUGACCAGAAUUUUGUUUGUAUUGAUUAUUUACACGUUGUAUACACUUGCGAGUAGUUUAUUAGACUGCACUGACUACAGUUAUUUGUACUAUUCUGUAGUAUGUGGAUCUUUGAAUUGAAGGAUGCCCUUUCUAAUAACCAGAAUAGCAUGAAUAUGCCACCCCCAAUCCCCAGUCUCAAUUUGAAAAUAUUGAUCUGCUGAGCUGUUUAUGCUGUAUCUAUGAACAUCGCUUUCAUCCUUUGAAUAACAUCUUCUGGUGGGAUUGAGAAUAUUUUGUGCGCCUGCUUGCUUUGGAGUAAGUUAAGUUUCAUGCAUUUCCUGACUGGUUUACAGAAUGUACAGAAAAAAUGUAAUACAUGCAUAUUAUUAAACAACUGGAAAUAUGUACAGAAUGUUUUGGAAUAAACUUUUAAAAUUGAA
Molecule: messenger RNA, 2939 nt
Organism: Callorhinchus milii (elephant shark)
Lineage: Eukaryota; Metazoa; Chordata; Chondrichthyes; Chimaeriformes; Callorhinchidae
Gene: dazap1
Product: DAZ associated protein 1
Exons: 13
Coding region: 190-1536 (448 amino acids)
Cellular component (GO): cytoplasm
Molecular function (GO): RNA binding
Source: RefSeq, a predicted model, not a curated record